This is a messenger RNA of Camelina sativa (false flax), 687 nucleotides long. Lineage: Eukaryota; Viridiplantae; Streptophyta; Magnoliopsida; Brassicales; Brassicaceae. The record is from RefSeq and is a predicted model, not a curated record.
AGCUUUCUUUUUCACGAUCACAACAAUGGCGGCUGCGAAAGAGAUCCUACUACGGCGACCAGUGGCGGCGACAAUCAGGCUAACCGUUCCGGCGGGAGGCGCAAGGCCAGCACCACCGGUAGGUCCGGCGCUAGGUCAGUACAGGCUUAACCUGAUGGCUUUCUGCAAAGACUUCAACGCUCGGACUCAAAAGUACAAACCAGACACCCCGAUGGCCGUAACGAUAACGGCGUUUAAGGACAACUCAUUCGAAUUCACCGUCAAGUCUCCGUCUGUGUCGUGGUACGUCAAGAAAGCAGCUGGAGUCGACAAAGGGAGCACUCGUCCUGGACAUUUGACGGUGACGACGCUGUCGGUGAGACACGUGUACGAGAUCGCGAAGGUGAAGCAGACGGAUCCGUUUUGUCAGUAUAUGCCGUUGGAGUCGAUUUGCAAGUCUAUCAUUGGUACUGCUAAUUCUAUGGGUAUCAAGAUCGUUCAGGAUUUGGAGUGAUUUUUAAGGGGUUUCCUUGAUGGAAAGAGAUUGUUCUGUGUUUUUUUUUGUUUAGUUCCAUUGUUUUUGUUUGUUGUUUCAAUUGAUAAAAUGGAGCUCCAAAGUGGCUGAGAGAGAUUCAGUUUGUUCAACUUUGAUCGAUUGAAUAAUUUGGAAAGUACAGAGUUUGUGUUGUUGUAGUUGUGGCUGUUGAA